CUGAUUUUAAAACAUUGAUUUUGUUGUGUUCUCUAGUUCUAAGACUCAAACAGCGGUAGAUGCGGGCAUUAAUUAUUAUUGAUGUGUUCUUCAAAUCUUAUACUCCAUUAUAUUCCCUUCGUUCCACUUUAUAAGUAUAGGUUUUUCAUUUUAAUCCGUCCCAUUUAGAAGUCCUAGUUAGAAUAUUUCAUAAAUGGCAAUAAGUCCCACAUUUCAUUAACUUUAUUCUGCUCACAUUUUAUAGUAUAAAACUACUAAUAGUAUAUAAAAAUGAAAUCGUGUUCCACUAUCCUUUUUCACUAACUUUUCUUGACAUUUCUUAAAAUUUGUGUUGAACUUAAAUUGAGACACCUAAAGUGCUUCUUCUUCUUUUCAAGCAAAAAAAAUACUAGUACUACCAUAUUCAAGUUUUUUGUUUUAUUAAAGGAAUCAUUCUAGUGCUAAUAUCUGAUCAAUUUGGACAAUUUUAUAUCUGAUCAAUUUGGACACUUUCUUCUUUUCUUCGAAUAAUUUGACCACUUUUAUACCUGAUCAAUCUGGUAUCAUAUCUUUCAUUCGGAUUAUAAUGCUGGUUUACUGUAUUAAGUUUAUUAUAGUUAAUCAAUUUCAUGUAAUUUUAAUUAUUUUUUAAAAUUCAGCAUGUAAUUGAGCUGUGGUAGGCCGAUAUGUUUGAGAGCAUCACCUUACCUUAAGAGGGAGGCAUAUCAAUAUAAAAUACUUACUCCAUUUUUGGAAAAAGGACAAAAGAGUGAUGGAAUAUAAGAUAAGUUGAUGAAAUACUAUCAUUACACAACCUCAUACUUUGCAAUCAACUGAAAGAGAUCAUCUUAGCUGCCAAGAUGUCUGACUACGACAGAAUCAGCGAACUACAAGCGUUCGAUGACACGAAAGCCGGCGUGAAGGGGCUCGUGGAAGCCGGGGCCACAAAGAUUCCUCGAAUAUUCGUCCACGAGCAAUACAUGAAGGAAGAGAAGACAACUUCCGACGCCAGUGUCCCGGUAGUCGACUUGGGCUGCUUGGAGAAGGACCGCAGAGGAGUCAUCGAUCAAGUCAGAUCUGCGUGCCGGGAAUGGGGGUUUUUCAAGAUUCUGAAUCACGGGAUUCCGGCAGAUUUGAUGAACAAAGUGAUGGAGGUUGUGAAGGAGUUUUUUGAGAUGGAUGGUGAGGAGAAGAAGCAGUAUUACACACGAGAUAUAAAGAGGAAAGUGGGGUUUAAUAGCAAUUUUGAUUUGUUUAGAGUGCCUUAUGCUAACUGGAGGGAUACUCUAUAUUUGGUCAUGGCUCCUAAUCCACCCCAUCCACAUGAAUUGCCUCAACUCUGCAGAGAUGCAAUGCUGGAAUACUCGAAGCAAGCAAAAAACGUCGGAAUCCUUCUGUUCGAGCUGCUGUCCGAAGCUCUCGGGCUGGACCGGAAUCACCUUAUCGACAUGGAUUGCGCAGAGGCGCAGUUUGUGGGGUGCAACUAUUACCCGGCCUGUCCCGAGCCGGACAUGGCGCUCGGGUUCAGCAGCCACACAGACAGUGGCUUCCUCACUCUUCUACUGCAGGACGAUAUCGGUGGACUACAGAUUCUCCACAACCAUUGCUGGGUUGAUGUCCCGCCUUCUCCAGGAACUCUUCUGGUUAAUGUCGGUGAUCUCAUGGAGCUAAUCAGUAACGGUGCGUUUAAAAGUGUGUACCACAGGGCGCUGGCGAGGAGCAUUGGUCCGCGGGUUUCAGUUGCGCUUGUGUUUCGUAUGCAUGUAGAGGAGAGCAACGGCUCGAAGGUUUAUGGUCCGAUCAAGGAGCUGCUGUCCGAAGAGAAUCCACCUGUUUAUAGGGCGGCCAAAGGGGAGGAGAUUAUUGCUUGUAGAUAUGCAAAGGGAAUGGAGGCUAAUACCCCAUUGUUGUCCUAUUUCAAGCUCAAUUAGCCCUUUGAUUUCAUCCAAAUAAUCUCUCCUACUAUUACUAUGUUGUAACUGUCUGUGGCUGUCUUUACAACUUUGAACCUAAACUAUCAAUGCUUAUAUAUAUAUAUUGAUAAUUCAAGGUA
Molecule: messenger RNA, 2032 nt
Organism: Salvia splendens (bonfire salvia)
Lineage: Eukaryota; Viridiplantae; Streptophyta; Magnoliopsida; Lamiales; Lamiaceae
Product: 1-aminocyclopropane-1-carboxylate oxidase homolog
Exons: 3
Coding region: 840-1910 (356 amino acids)
Source: RefSeq, a predicted model, not a curated record